AUGGUUCCCGAGGGAAGGGUCCUCUCCUCCUUGCUGGGACUCGCGCUGCUCUGGCUCCCCCUGGACUCCCACGCUCGAGCCCGCCCAGACAUGUUCUGCCUUUUCCACGGGAAGAAGUACUCCCCGGGCGAGAGCUGGCACCCCUACCUGGAGCCACAGGGCCUGAUGUACUGCCUUCGCUGCACAUGUUCCGAGAAUGCCCAUGUGAAUUGUUACCGUCUCCACUGCCCGCCCGUCCACUGCCCCCAGCCUGUGACUGAGCCACAGCAGUGCUGUCCCCGGUGUGUGGAACCUCACACGCCCUCUGGGCUCCGGGCCCCCCCAAAGUCCUGCCAGCACAACGGGACCACGUACCAGCACGGAGAGAUGUUCAGCGCCCACGAGCUGUUCCCUUCCCGCCUGCCCAACCAGUGUGUCCUCUGCAGCUGCACCGAGGGCCAGAUCUACUGCGGCCUCAUGACCUGCCCGGAACCAGGCUGCCCUGCACCCCUUCCCCUGCCCAGCUCCUGCUGCCAGGCCUGCAAAAAUGGGUCAAGUGAGAAGCCAGCCGAAGAGGACACGGCACAGUCACACCGCGGGGCGAGACAUUCCCAGGAUCCAUGCUCAGGGGACGGCGGGAGAAAGAGAAGCCUGGACACCCCAGCCCCCACUGGCCUCAGCUCCCCUCUGGGCUUCAUCCCUCGCCACUUCCGGCCAAAGGGGGCAGGCAGCACCACAGUCAAGAUCGUCCUGAAGGAGAAACAUAAGAAAGCCUGCGUGCAUGGUGGGAGGACGUACUCCCACGGGGAGGUGUGGCAUCCAGCCUUCCGCGCCUUCGGACCCCUGCCCUGCAUCCUGUGCACCUGCCAGGACGGCCGCCAGGACUGCCAGCGGGUGACCUGCCCCACGGAGUACCCCUGCCACCGCCCGGAGAAAGUGGCGGGGAAGUGCUGCAAGAUCUGCCCAGAGGACAAGGCAGACCCCGGCCGUGGCGAGAUCAGUGCCACCCGGUGUCCGAAGGCGCCAGGCCGGGUCCUCGUGCACAAGUCCGUGUCCCCAAGUCCAGACAACCUGCGUCGCUUUGCCCUGGAGCGUGAGGCCUCCGAGCAGGUGGACGUCUACCUCUGGAGGCUGGUGAAAGAUGAGGAAACUGAGGCUCAGAGAGGUGAAGUACCUGGCUCCAGGCCACACAGCCAGAAUCUUCCACUUGAUUCAGAUCAAGAAAGUCAGGAAGCAAGACUUCCAGAGAGAAGCACAGAACUUCCGGCUGCUUACCGGCACCCACGAAGGUCACUGGAACAUCUUCCUAGCCCAGACGCCGGAGCUGAAGGUCAUGGCCAGUCUGGACAAAGGGACCAAGACCUUAUAACAAAGACCUAA
Messenger RNA from Pipistrellus nathusii (Nathusius's pipistrelle), 1359 nucleotides. The record is from the annotation of a GenBank genome assembly. NCBI's taxonomy places the organism in Eukaryota, Metazoa, Chordata, Mammalia, Chiroptera, Vespertilionidae.